Microplitis mediator is the source of this 2103-nucleotide messenger RNA. RefSeq lists its product as uncharacterized. Lineage: Eukaryota; Metazoa; Arthropoda; Insecta; Hymenoptera; Braconidae. Gene Ontology annotation, molecular function: protein binding. The transcript has 4 exons. The coding region runs from base 752 to 1753 and encodes 333 amino acids. The record is from RefSeq and is a predicted model, not a curated record.
UUUGAUUUUAAAAUUUAAAAAAAAAAAUCGAGUUCAUGGUAAAGACUAAAAUGUUUCUUUCUUUAAAUUUAAUUUUCCUAUUGUUUGUGUUACGACAUAAAAAACAUUGAAAAAUAAUUAGCAAAAAAAGAAAAAUUAACCGUUGAAACAGAGUACAAAUAUUGGAAUUUAUUCAAAUAUUGAAAGGAAGAGGAGUAGGCAAUAAUUGAAUUUUUUUAUAAACUAAAACUAUAAGGUGCAAAAUCAGCCUCCAAAAAAUUUUUCUAAAACUUCAUAGAGGCAACAUGAACAUCAUGGGGCAGUUUGAGUCACUGAAAAUUGCGUAAAAAAAUUUUUGAUCCGAGUUUGAUUAAUAAUUAAAAAGAAUUUAACGUCGAUCAGAUUGAGCCCUUCAGUAAAUUUGAAAUCGAUCAAAUUUAAUUUAAAAAAUUACACUUUUCAACCCAAAAUUCGUGGAAACAAAAAGUAAAUUUAAUUUUGAGAUAUUUGAAGAGUUUAAUUCUUUUCAGGGGACCCAACUUGCCCGCGCCCCUUCCCCGAUAUAGACUAGUCUGUUAAAUCGUUAAUCUGUCACUAUAGUAACGUUAUAUUUUCCGUCUAUUGUUGACUUUUCAUUUAUAUUCAAUUAUUACAGUAAUACUUUGCUGAAUAUACUAACGUGUACAGUGACAUGAAAUUUAAUUAACAUGCGCAGACUUUAUUGAAUAAAAAAUUUAAUAAAUUAGUUUAAAAAAAAAAAAAUAUUUUAAUUAUGGAACGCGAAAUUGCGAUUGCGAGAAUUAAUGCAAUUUUAACGGAAUUAAUAACACAAGUAAAGAAAAAAUGUUGUACGUCAAAUGUAUGUGAGUCGCCGAGUAAUAAAGAGCGAAGCAGUAGAUUGGAAAAUUUAAUAAAGAUGUUAGAUGUUCUUGGACGCAUUAUUGAAAUGCGAAUGCGAACGUCACCUAAAGAAGAACGUGAGCGCGCAUCUGCUUUGGCAAGCGCACUUGUUGAUGGUGAAAAAGCUCGAGUGGAAGCUGAGAGUAAGCUUGAAAAAUCGAUUUUAUGUCUGGAAUUACGAACAACUUUACACCAGAUACUACUUUUUUUAUCAUUUGUUUUACUUCCUUUUCUCAGUUGUUUAAUUUUUUUUUGUUCGUUAGAUUUGAAGAGCACAAUCGAAACUGAAAAAAUUUUGCAUCAACAUUUUAUAAAUGAUAUAAAAGGACAAAUCGCUGAAGAAAAAAUCCUCUUAGAAGGGAUUAAGGCCAAACAAAAAUGGGAAAAUGAAGAAAAAAAAAAAAAAACUGAAGAGAUUAUAGAAAAUAUUACGGAAAAAAAAUUAAUUGAAGAAAAAAAAAUUCAAAGAGAAAUAAAUUUAAAGAGUGCUGAGUACGAAGCUAUUUAUGAGAUAAAUAAAACUAAUGAGGAAGAUUUAUAUAAUAUGCGGAAAACAGCAGAACGAAAUUAUUUAGAAAUACUUGCCAAGUAUGAUAAAGACGUUGGAAUGCUUUAUCGGACAAUGGAAUCUUUGAUAGAAGAAUCUAAUGAGUUAGAAGUAAAAUUGAAAAUUCUCGAGAAUAAAGUAUCAGUACAAGAAAAAGAAUACGAGGAAUUAAAAAACGAACGUGAAUUAUCAAUUUUGAAGGCAUUUACUGAAACUUUGGAUAAUUUUAAAAGAAAUCGUGCUGCUAAAAUAAUACAACGUGCUUGGCGAGGAUAUCUUGAACGUCAGUUACUAAGAAAGAAAAAGAAAUCAAAGAAAAAAAAAUAAAUAUAUAAUUUUUUUUAAAAUAAUUGAAUAAUUCAAUUGUACAAGACAAUUAUGAUUUUUUUAAAUAUAAUAGAGUAAGAAAAAAAAUAUGCUAAUAUUGAUUUUAAGAACCCUGAGCCAGAAUCACAUAUCAUUUCUCUAUUCCCACUUUCCUGUUCUCAUUCUGUCUAUACUCCAUUUUAAACCAAUUAUAUUAGUUAUAUAUAUUAACUCAUAUCACUAUUUUCGCAUAUGUGCACAAAUCGAUACUAAUAUUAACUCGUGCUCUUUAUAUUAUUUCAAGUGCAAUUUAUUUUUAGAGAAUCCUGGCUCAAAUCCAACCUCUGGAUAAACCCAAUAUUAUCACGUUA